Messenger RNA from Mercenaria mercenaria, 1158 nucleotides. RefSeq lists its product as uncharacterized. Lineage: Eukaryota; Metazoa; Mollusca; Bivalvia; Venerida; Veneridae. Gene Ontology annotation, molecular function: nucleic acid binding. Bases 1 to 1158 code for a protein of 385 amino acids. Gene Ontology annotation, biological process: DNA integration. The transcript is spliced from 2 exons. The record is from RefSeq and is a predicted model, not a curated record.
AUGUAUAAACAAUUAUUUCAUUUACGUUGUGGAUUUUGGAGAGUGCAGACAUGGUUCAAUGGGAAAACUAUAAAAAGGAUUGAUUUUGAUCCGUCGCAUCCUGCGAGUUUCAGCGGACCACAAAAAUUGUACAAAGCCGUAAAAGAGGAAGGCAAAUAUUUCAUUGGGAUGCACAGAAUCCGGAAAUUUCUACACAAUCAAGAAGCAUACAGCCUGCAUAAACCUGUAAGAAGACGGUUUCAAAGAAAUCAUGUGGUCAGUAGCGGAAAAGACGACCUUUGGAUGGCAGACUUAAUCGAUACGGUAAAGUUUGAAAAAUGGAACAAAGGAUACAAAUACAUACUGUUAGUUAUCGAUACAUUCAGCAAGUACGUUUGGCUAAAACCUCUCAAACAGAAAACUGGAAAUGAUAUGACAGAGGCAUUUAAAGACAUCUUCACAAAUUCAGGCCGCAUGCCGAAAAGAUUGAUAACUGACAAAAGUCAGGAGUUCAGAGCCAAAUCAGUACAAGAUCUGAUGAAAAAAUAUAAUGUCUUAUACUCGCCAACACAGAAUGAGACAAAGGCGAGCACGAGUGAACGUGCAGUAUUGACCUUAAAAUCGAGAAUAAUGCGCUACUUAGCAUACAAGGAUAACUACACAUAUCUACCUAGCUUAUCAGCAAUUUCAAAGUCCUACAAUACCACGUACCAUAGAACAAUUGGAACAACACCAGCCAGUGUAAAAGACGCUAACCAGGAAGAAGUGAGAUUAGCCACAUAUUUUGCACAAAAUCCGAGGAAAGGCAAAAUCAGCGCAAAACUAAAACCGUUCAAAUUUAAAAUUGGUGACUAUGUAAGGAUUACAUAUUUGAGCAAUGCGUUUACUCGUGCGUAUGAUCAAACGUACAGUGGAGAAGUGUUCCGAGUGUCAAAAAGUUAUCACAGAGGAACUUUGCCUGUAUACAGGCUGAAUGAUUUGCAAGAUGAAGAAAUUAAAGGAACAUUUUAUGAAAGUGAAAUGCAGAAAGUGAACUACGAUCCAGAUCAAAGCUUUAAAGUUGACAGAAUUAUAAAGACAAAAGGAAAAGGACAAAAUAAGCAAUAUUUAGUACAAUGGAAAUAUUACCUGAAGAAGUUCAAAAGCUGGGUGAAAGCUAAUGACCUACAGUCAUUUUAA